Molecule: messenger RNA, 678 nt
Organism: Suillus paluster
Lineage: Eukaryota; Fungi; Basidiomycota; Agaricomycetes; Boletales; Suillaceae
Exons: 6
Coding region: 1-678 (225 amino acids)
Source: RefSeq, a predicted model, not a curated record
AUGCCAAAGGCCUGUCACACAUCGAAACUACAUUCCAGGAGAUCUGGAAACUGCUUGGAUAAAUUGCGAUUCUUGCAAGCGAGCAACGAGGCUGGCGGAGAGGAGGAUAAAGUGGAGGAUAAGAAGGUUGAGGGGAGUGGGCGACCGAAGGUGCUUGCUGACAGAACAAAUGCGACGGAGAUGGCCUGCACGAGUGCUGGGUCAGCGAGAUUGGAAGCCAUCAAUGCCGUGUCUAAGCCGUCGUUGAGAGCACUCAUUGGGAGGCGACUUCUUCACGGGUGCGGUGCUCGCUUCGACGUUGAUGAAGCUUGUGCUGCGUCUACGUUGAUUGCGACCUCCAUUAUCCGAGUCGGCCAGUCAACAGAAAAAGACAGCAGAGUCGAGUCAGAAAGCACACAGGAACAUGUCGUACAAGUGGAUGACUUGCUUACUUUCAGGCAAUUCUCGAAUACAUCGGCGGAUGAUCCCAUUGAUUACGUUGAGGACUUGGGCAAGGCGACGGGAACUGCUGAAGUAGGUCUUGGCCAUGUAUCUCGUGCACUGGGUCUCAAGUCCAAGAUACUCAUCAUCGACAUGGUAACUGUCCCGAACGUAGACGCGACUGCUACAACAAGUGUUGAAUCGUUCUUAAUAGAUUCACGCCAAAUGCCGCGACUACAGUAUUCCAUCGCACUUUGA